This is a messenger RNA of Colletotrichum truncatum, 1248 nucleotides long. Its product is annotated as zinc carboxypeptidase a. Gene Ontology annotation, molecular function: metallocarboxypeptidase activity; zinc ion binding. Gene Ontology annotation, biological process: proteolysis. NCBI's taxonomy places the organism in Eukaryota, Fungi, Ascomycota, Sordariomycetes, Glomerellales, Glomerellaceae. The record is from RefSeq and is a predicted model, not a curated record.
AUGAAAGCCUCUAUCCUAUCAACUGCAGGCCUGUUGCCGCUGGUCUUGGCCACAGUUGUACCGAAAUCGAACAAGGUCGACUACAAUGGAUUCAAGGGCCUGCGCGUGAUUCUGCCUGAGAACUCGGAGGGCCUUGCCGAUCAGAUCAAUGAGCUGGCCGCAACUAUCCUCAACCCGGGCUCCAAGGAAACGCUCGAUGUUGUCGUUUCACCCGAUAAUGUUGACGCCAUUUCGCAGUUGGCUGUGAACACCACUGUUCUGGUGGAUGAUGUCGGUGCCGCUUUUGGCGAGGAGGAUACCUCCACUGUCUAUGCCGUACCUAGUGAGACUUGGUUCACGGCUUACCACAGCUACGCCGAUCACCUUCAGUUUCUCAAAGACCUGCAAAGCAGCUUUCCCAGUCAAUCAGAAAUUGUUACAGCCGGUACUUCAUUCCAGGGUCGCGCCUUGACAGGUAUCCAUAUCUGGGGAAGUGGAGGCAAAGGUUCCAAGCCUGCCGUCAUCUUCCACGGUACAGUCCACGCCCGCGAGUGGAUCAGCACCAUGGUCACCGAGUACAUGGCAUACCAGCUUCUCACAAAGUACGCCACUGACUCUGCCGUAAAGGCACUUGUCGACAAGUUUGACUUCUACAUCACACCUGUGGCGAACCCAGAUGGCUUCGUUUACACCCAGACAACUGACCGCCUGUGGCGAAAGACCCGCCAAACUCAAUCUGGUUCUACCUGCGUCGGCCGUGACCCCAACCGGAACUGGCCAUACAAAUGGGAGGUCACUGGUGGCGCCUCGACCAACCCUUGUUCUGAGACCUACAAGGGAGCUGCAGCCGGAGACGCCCCCGAGAUUCGGGGCUUGAAAGCGCAAGUCGAUACUCUUAGCGCCAGCAAGGGCAUUCGAUUCUACAUCGACUUUCACUCCUACGGACAGUACAUUCUGUGGCCUUUCGGAUACGACUGUAAUUACGUGGCUCCUGACGACGCUGCUCUGAGAACCAUGGCUCAGCGCGGCGCCACAGGUAUCCGCGGCGUUUCCGGAACCAGUUACACCAUCGGAAAUGCUUGCCGCGCUCUAUAUGCCACUACUGGAGACAGUACUGACUACAUUCACGGUGUUGCCAAAUCUACAUACACCUACACUCUCGAACUUCGUGAUCGGGGUACUUACGGCUUCUCCCUCCCCGCCAGCCAGAUUCAAGCUACUGUUCGUGAGACCUGGGCUGGUGUUCUUGCCAUGCUACAGGCUGCCUAG